AAAAAAAAGUGGCUUUUCACUGCCUCAUGAGAUUACACAAGUUUUCUGGCGACUGAGAAAGAGAGUUGUAAUACUCAUCCUCAAAGAUGUCGCAGAGAGGAGUUUGGCAACUGAAAAAGCUCGUUGUGAGUUACUGCAACUGGGGAGGCAGUAGUAGGGGUGUCAGGGAAUUAAUGGAAAGUAAGUUGCCAGCAUUUAAAGAAAGCAAUCCUCAGUUGGAGGUUGAAACCAAGCACAUUGGUGGUCAGCAUCCGCAUUUGGAAGGAAUAUACAGGAACAAGAACGAGAGAACUGUCUGUGUCAGGAAUAUGACCCCUGAAGAAGUGCUCGAGUGUGCAACUAAAUUAAGGAAUUCGCUUGGAAGAAAGGUGGUGAAGUUGAAGACCAGACAUGUUACUAAACACCCCAGUGUGCAAGGAACAUGGACGACUGCUUUAAAGUUAUGAAAAAAAAGGAGAUUGGCUGUUCCCCACAUUCCUCUGGCAAAGUCGAGAACCCUUUGUGUUCAUCGCUAGUUUUACUAGUAUCGUCGCUGCCCUUUGGUGCCCUUCUAGCCAAUUUAGUGAAAUGGCCUUGCAGGAAGACCUGUGGUUAGGUUUAUCUAUUUUCAUUAUAAUAAACCUUUAAGUUCCCUUUAGCUAUGAAAUAGUAAGAUCAUCUCCAAUGGUGUUGCUAAAAAUGAUUGGCUAAAUUGGACCUAUAUGACAUCAUAUCUGUCGAACCUGUAAAACAUUGUGCUUCAUGGGAGUGGCUAUAUUGAUUGGCUAUAUCUUAAAAAUAGUAUGUAAUUAUUAUUU
This is a messenger RNA of Daucus carota subsp. sativus, 797 nucleotides long. Its product is annotated as large ribosomal subunit protein mL43. The record is from RefSeq and is a predicted model, not a curated record. Gene Ontology annotation, molecular function: structural constituent of ribosome. NCBI's taxonomy places the organism in Eukaryota, Viridiplantae, Streptophyta, Magnoliopsida, Apiales, Apiaceae. Gene Ontology annotation, biological process: mitochondrial translation. Bases 87 to 446 code for a protein of 119 amino acids. The transcript is spliced from 4 exons. Gene Ontology annotation, cellular component: mitochondrial large ribosomal subunit.